CACUUGCUCAAAGGCAAAUCCAUCUAUCAUUUCAACUUAUUUUAUUAUUCAAUUCUGGUGAGGUUGCACAUGGACCAGUAUGCGAAAGUAGAGAAGAUUGGCGAAGGAACCUAUGGCGUUGUCUAUAAGGCUCCUGACCGUGUUACCAAUAAAACAAUUGCUUUGAAGAAGAUUCGCUUAGAGCAGGAAGACGAAGGUGUACCUAGCAUUGCAAGUAGAGAAAUCUCUCUCUUGAAGGAAAUGCAACAUGGAAAUAUCGUUAGGCUGCAGGUGCAGGAUGUAGUGCACAGUGAGAAGCGGUUAUAUUUGGUCUUUGAAUAUCUAGACUUGGAUUUAAAGAAGCACAUGGAUUCAUGUCUAGAAUUUGGGGAAGAUCCACGCAUGAUUAAAUCCUUCCUUUAUCAAAUUCUUCGUGGAAUUUCUUAUUGUCAUUUUUAUAGGGUUCUUCACCGAGAUCUAAAACCACAAGAUUGUUGA
Molecule: messenger RNA, 477 nt
Organism: Hibiscus syriacus
Lineage: Eukaryota; Viridiplantae; Streptophyta; Magnoliopsida; Malvales; Malvaceae
Product: cell division control protein 2 homolog
Exons: 1
Coding region: 70-477 (135 amino acids)
Biological process (GO): regulation of meiotic cell cycle; signal transduction; G1/S transition of mitotic cell cycle
Cellular component (GO): cyclin-dependent protein kinase holoenzyme complex; cytoplasm; nucleus
Molecular function (GO): cyclin binding; ATP binding; cyclin-dependent protein serine/threonine kinase activity
Source: RefSeq, a predicted model, not a curated record